This is a messenger RNA of Erpetoichthys calabaricus (reedfish), 7621 nucleotides long. Its product is annotated as tetraspanin-9-like. The transcript has 7 exons. Lineage: Eukaryota; Metazoa; Chordata; Cladistia; Polypteriformes; Polypteridae. Gene Ontology annotation, cellular component: membrane. The record is from RefSeq and is a predicted model, not a curated record. Bases 636 to 1628 code for a protein of 330 amino acids.
GGCUGUAUUACUGAAUAGAUGAGGCUGGGAUGCCUGAAGGAAAUACCCUUUAGAUGCAGCUCAAAUUAUAGAUCAUUCGCUGCAGUGACACUCGACGGGAAAGAAGAGUGGGAUUUUUACAGCUAAUUCCUGAAUAAGAAUCCUGGCAGGCAGUAGCAAGCUGAAUUGGUGUGUGAACAGAGCAAAAGACAGACUGAAGGAAGGGACAAGCACAGCCUGAGAAAGUCUCCAGUGCCCCAGCAGUGCUGAUAAAGUCUGCCGGUGAUGGAUCGCUCAAGCUGCUGAAUUUUGCAGUUCACAUUCAUCAGCUGUAAAGUUUGCAUUUUAAACAUGAAAAGGAACAGGAUCAAAUCUGCCAAAUGAAAAUGCAUAUUUUUGAACUUAUUUGAAUGUAAAGCAAGUAGAAAUGAAGAAUAAGUACACUUAACGGGUUUCUUUUUUGUUUUUCCUAAAUGUAUGUCAUCUCAGAAGUGGAUACUUGAUCCAUACUGGUUCUGCCAUAGAAUCAUAGCAGCAGGUGCAUCAGUCAGACAUUUACAGUUUACAUUUUACAUGGUAUACAUACACUUUUUUCUUACUUAAAUACCAAGUCAUGGUAAAAAGUGAAAGUAGAACCUUUGCAUCAUCACAAGACAAUGGAGAAGUCAAGUAGUGAGGAAUCGUCAAUUCAACGUAGCCCAUCUGUCGACAGCAGAGACUCUGACUUUGCAAAAGCUUCUACAUCGGGAAGGCAGUUUGGUGGCCGGGGUUUUACAGCUGGUGCUUUCUAUGGCUCCACUGGCUCUCGUGGUCAAAGUCACACUACUGGUCCAAAGGAUGAUAAAUACUGUGCACCUAAAGGCAGCAAAUACGUAGUAUUUUACCUGGAUCUAUCCUUUGUGUUCCUUUUAGAAUUUAAGAAGUGCAACAUGGCAAGGGGAUGUCUCUGUUUUCUGAAGUACAUAAUGUUCCUCUUCAAUCUCAUUUUCUGGCUCUGUGGAUGUGGGCUGCUUGGAGUAGGAAUCUGGCUAUCUGUCUCACAGGGAAGCUUUGCCACUUUUUCACCCACCUUCCCAUCACUCUCUGGUGCCAACCUUGUAAUUGCAAUUGGCUCGAUUAUCAUGGUGACAGGUUUUCUUGGAUGCUUGGGUGCUAUUAAGGAAAACAAGUGCCUCCUUUUAAGUUUUUUCAUUGUCCUAUUGAUUAUUCUUCUGGCAGAAUUGAUUUUGCUGAUCCUCUUCUUUGUUUAUAUGGACAAGGUAAGUGAAAAUGCAAAGAAGGAUCUGAAGGAUGGGCUGGCUUUGUAUAACACAGAGUACAAUGUUGGGCUCAAAAAUGCAUGGAAUAUUAUUCAGGCAGAGUGGAAGUGCUGUGGGGUGACAGAUUACAGUGAUUGGUAUGACGCUCUCAAGGAACAAGUGGUUCCUGACCGUUGCUGUCAAGAACAUUACCAAGAUUGUGGCCGCAAUUCUACCAGUUUGUUCUGGCCAACGGGCUGCUAUGAUGCAAUCAAAAACUACGUUGCUGAAAAUAAGCAUGUCUUUGGUAUCAUUGGAAUGUGUAUCUUAAUAAUACAGGUACUUGGGAUGGCAUUCUCCAUGACACUCUUUCACCAGAUCCAUCGAACGGGUAAAAAGUAUGAUGCUUAGUACGACAAAGUACAACAGCACUGAAAGAGAAGUAUGCACCCUCAUCUGAUCUGACCUAACGUUUGAUGAAGCACCAGCUAUAAUCCUUGGCCACAACUCUAACCAGAUAUCUUUGGGUCAGAAUACCACAGAGACUUUUUUCUUAUUUUGUAUUUACUGUUAAUUUGCCAAAGAUUUGAAUUGACAGCACAGAUUAUGACUAAAAGUCAACGGUUAAGGCAAAAAUGUUCUGAGACUUCUUUAGUCUUUCCUUUUUAUGUCUUGCCUGACUAACGUUAUUUGGGACAAUAUCUGCAUUGCUUUACUAACAGUAUUCAAACUGCUUUGAAAAAGGCAAACUACCUUUCUUGGACACUUUCUACAAGUUCUAUGCUAUUCCUAAAUGGAUGACAAAACUAACCAAAGGCAAAUGCCCUAAUAGUGAGUCCCAUAGCAUUACUUUAAGCCAUUGAUGUCUACUUUUCCACUUUACUCAAAAUUAUCACUUUUUAUUAAGCAUAUGUGACUCUGAUGAAGCUUAUGUUGGUUGAUGUGUAAAUAUUACACACACAAGGACAAAUAAACAAUUAAAGCAAUAUGUCAAAAGUGAACAUUCAGGAAUACAUCUUAUCCAGGAAGAAGCUCCACUUUUUUGCAAACAUUUAUAUAACCUGCACUACAAAGGAAAGUCGAAAGCAGUGAUUUCAAGAAUGAUUCUGUGACAAACUGUACAGUUUCAGAUAACAUGCUGUUUUUUUAUUUUACUCUGCCACCUUUCCUUGAGCCCAUCUCCUUUUUUCCAACUUAAUGGUUUAGUUUUUUUAUGUAAAGAUAAACCAAAAAGGGUCAUAGCUUGUGUAGUCUAAGGAUCUGUGAAACUCAUAAAUGACAUUCUGCAGCUCUUAUACAUUUUAGUAAUAUCCAGUUUUUCCAAUCUCUUUAACAACACUGGGAAAAAAAUAAAUACUGAAUCUACAACUGAGAAAUAAAAAUAAAAUGGCAUUAUAUUUUAUACGCCAUGUAGUAGGUAUAGAAUAAUGAAACUAAUUUGACUCAGUCUAUGUCUUUGCUCAUUGAGGGUUUCCUAAAAUAUUUUCGUCUUUUUGAAAUGUAUGAAUGCGCUGCAGAAACUGGUGUUCAGUUCUCUGGGUGGUUCCUUUAGGAAAGUGGAUGCAAGUUCAGUUUAAGGUGGGUUAGUGUAACAAAUCAGUAAAGGUUAUGCAGUAGUUUAGAGGGCAGCUCGUUUUAAAGUAUUUGGUUGUCUUUAUUGUUCACUUUCCUGCAUUUACUCACAUUUUAUAUUUCAAGAUAGACCAGGGGUGGGCAGAUUCAGUCCUGGAGGGCCGCAGUGGCUGCAGGUUUUUGUUCCAACCCAGUUGCUUAAUUAAAAACCAAUCCUUGUCAAUUAUUUAAUUGCAUGGCUUGCUAGUGCUUUAACUCUGCCAUGUCAGGUCAUUCUCAUAUCCUAGAUUUAUUUUCCUUUCUAAGGAUAUCAUCCAAAUGAUUUGAAGUCUAAAACAGAUGAGUAAUUCUCAGUGCUUCACUUUUUUCUCUUCACUUUCCUUCCAAGUAUUUAAUUAAACCAAAUAGUGCACGAUAAAUACACACAGGUGUAAAUGAAAACAAGCUAAAUGGAGAAAUGCUGGUCUCUUUUGUCAUUUGCAUGGUAUUGCUAAUUAGGAGCAAUUAAAAACCAAGCAUACAGCUGUUUAAGACUAAAAUAAGCAAUAAGGGUUCAAAAUCUUAACGAGCGAGACAACUAAAGUGAAGCUGAAGUGUUACUUGAGCAAUAAGGGUUUCUUAUUAAGCAAUUGGGUUGGAGCAAAAACCUGCAGCCACUGCGGCCCUCCAGGACUGAAUCUGCCCACCCCUGAGAUAGACUACCCCAAAGUAACAUAAUACAAUAUGCAGCUUGUUUACGUUUUCCACUAUUUUUUAAUGGUUCAAGGUAUUUUGCAGUCCUCUUUCAGUGCAGGUUGUAUACAGUGUUUGGGAUUGCAGAGCUUUAUUAAUGUAAGUCCUCAGUACUUACUGUAUUAUCAAAAAUAGCAUUUUGGUUCAUAACUCUGCUGUAGGAUUGUCAUUUACAUUUUCUCUUAUUUUUGUCUGUUUGACAUACAUUGAACAAAAAAUGGUUACUUUUAAAGUGUGGUCGAACAAGACCAUGUCCACAAAGUGUGAGUAUGAUUUGCAUACACUAUACUUUUUUUUUCCCAGUAUGAUUUUUUUUUUGUUUUUGUUUUUGUUGUUACUGUUUUUUAAUUGAGAAAUGACAGCAACUCUUAUCAUGGUGCAAGUUCCCCUAAAACAUUCCUUUUAAGAUGCCCAAAUAUAUACCUCUAAUAUGAAUGCUGCUUAAACUUCUACAGUCCAGCUCUUAUUUCAACAUAGACGGCAUCUUCAUCUUAAGUCAUAGCUGCUUUUAAAAAGUGAAAGUCUGCACAUUUGACUGAACUGGCAAAUUCUCCCCUCUAUACUUGAUGAAAGAAUUUUUCUUUACUUGAUUAGAAAAAAAAAAAACAUGCCUAGAAAAAUUUGUGCAUUAAACACAUUGAAGAGAAAGUGCAACUAAUAAUCCCUUUGUUUUUUUUAAUUUAAUGUAAUGGUGGCGGGCACUUGUGUUGGUGGAUGUAGGUAAGUAAAUUGUAGGCAUGGGACCAGAGUUGUCAGGGUUCUUACACUCAUUUGCAGUAAGGACAGAGACAUUGAAGGCUGAUAAGAAAAAACUGUUGACCUAAGGCUAGUUUGCUGCUAGUUUUGAUGUCUGCCAAUCAUACAUUUCCCAAAGGUAGACUGAGAAGAUGAAAGGGGAUUCAAUAAGUUCUAGGCAUGAUGCAAAUUCUGAUAUGUGCACUGUUCAAUUUUCACUCUUUCUAAUUUCAAAUCUAACACACAUAAAAGUGUCAACCAGUAAGAGUAUUUUAAAAUACAGUUUCAAUAAUAGUAGUAAAUGUUAUGUACUGUCCUUAAAAUAUGUCAUGUCCAGAAUGCUUUUUUAAUUUUUAUAGGACAAUGUGAAAAUGUAAUUUUUGCACCAAACCAAAGUUAAAAAAUGCAGUCUAAAAAUAACAACUUGAACUUCCCUAUAGUGCUGUUCAUCUGAAGAGUUGCGUUUCAUUUAAUUCCAUUUCUGUAAGUGUGUGAAAUAGAAGCUGCACAAUUUUUUUAUUAUGUGUAAUGUGAUGAGUCCCAGAGGUGCCUACAAAAUGUCCUUCACCAUGAACUGAAUUUAAUUUAACCAUAGCUGACAUGGUGACCCUAGAGAAUACAUUCAUCCAUGCCUAAAGUUUAAGGUAACCAAUGUUCAUUUGGUAUAUGGUGAUGGAGUGUUUUUAAAAUACGUUUCACUGAAUGUUUUACAUGACCUUUUGAUGGAUAUUGAAUUAUUCAACUUGGUUUUCCCAGACUUUGUAACAUUUCAUACUCCAUGUUUGGCAGAUGCGAGGUGGGACUAGAUUUGUUGGUUUGAAAUUGUAGUGUGGGGAUUGUCACCUUCUAAGUACUUUGCUGAUGUUAAACUGCACACAAUUCAUAACAUAUAUUUUCCUAAAUAUAUUUGUUUAAUGAAUUACUUAUAUGCUAUUUACUUACAGGUGAUAACUUUUUGUUUCAGUUUUUAAUUGAAUAUAUAUAUAUAUAUAUAAUAUAUAUAUAUAUAAUAUAUAUAUUAUAUAUUAUAUACUGUAUGUAUAGAGAGAGAGAGAGAUAUGAUAUCAGUCAAAUACUUUUAUCAUUUAUAUUACUGACCUAAAUGAUCCAUAUACAGUAUGUUGGGUAUAAAUUUCAUGUGAGACCUCAUAAUAUUUCACUUCCAACAUAUCUGAACACAAAGUCCAAGUUUCUUCUGGAGUCCAUUUAGUUAUUUUUAUUUUUAAUAUACUCCAGUCUUUUCAGCAGCACCGUAUUACAAUAAAUAGUGUGCAGAAUAUAUCAAAUACAGAGGAGGAAGGCUGUGAAAUGUACAGUGAGGCUUAGACAGUCUAAACAUUUCAAACAAGCACAGUAUGGUGCAUGUUUAUUUUGCUGGUGAUCCAGCUGAAUACAUUUUAAAAACAUGUAACAGUAUAUUUGACAAAUGCCUUCUGAUUUGUAGCUUGAUGUGUACAGUAAGAGACUUUUGUGAAGCGCUAUAGCGUGAUAGCCAUGGGGACAGAUCUUUACAUGCUACAAAAUAGAAUGUGUGGAUCCUACUAAAUUAUUUUUGACUAAACUGGUGCUGCCAAGAUUAACCUAUGCUGGUCAAGUGUGAAGAAACAUGCAUUGUGUGGUGACUUUUGCACAGCAUAGCAUGUUGAUGUUGGUGAAGGUGAUAGACAGCCACAUCUCUGGCACUUAGGUUUCCAGUCAUUUCCAUAUGAAGUCUCCAAGUACUUUACAGUAUUUAAAAAAAUAAACACAUUUUCAAAAAAGUGGAGAAUUUGCUCAACUUUGUUCAGAGGAGUUUUGUAUCCUUUUUUUAGCAUGCUGGGUUUUUUUGUAAGAGAAAAGCAAGUAAUAAUAAAAGACUAGUGAAUAUUGUGUGUCAGCUAUACAAAUACUGUUUCAUCGAUAACAUCUGAACUGAGGAUUAAGCAAUAUACUUUUUUAUAUUAUUUCUGUGUCCUAAUUUGGAUAGAAGUAUUUUAUUGUGCAAUUUUGCACAUUAUUUGCUUUUAUAAGAAAUGGUUUGUAUGAAUUUAAACCAUAAUGCAUUGUGUCUGUGUGCACGUGUGUGUAUAUUAUGCAUAUAUACACAAAAUUUUAAACAUUGGAGACUUUUUGCAAUUUGGAUACUUGCAACAUGAGGUAUCUACCUGCUGUCUUCAGGUGGGUGUAUGUUGUUAUGAUACAGAGUGCAUUUUAUUUACAUUUUUAUCCUGUGGAACGAUAGAAUGUUGUGAUAAUUUCAAAUUUUCUGUCUGGUUGUAUUCCUAUACCAAAAUUAAAUACAUAUUUUUAAAUAUGCAAAUGCAGCUUUUCUAUCAAUAUUUUAGUGUGAUAUAAAUUAAAAAUGUAUAUACAACUUGGUACAGAAUAACGCUUUUUAAAAUGUUGUUUAUUUUCAUUAGAAUACUACAAGGCCAUGUCUUGUUAAAUUUACUGAGUGCACCUACUGUUUAUAAUAAUGGUAAAGGAUCUGUGUUUAUUAAUCAUUUAUCUAUUCUGUAUUGCAAGUUUGUUUUUAGAAUGAUGAAAAUGUUAUCACUGAGAGAUUUUUCAAUUGCUACAAUGUAGGCAGAAGUAAUACACAAACGAGUUUCGGGACUAUUGAUUCAAAAAACAAGUAGGGUGAAGUUGUUUUUAUAUCACAAUGGUGUACACUGUAUAAGCUUAACCCCGAUUUAAUCUGUAGGUUAGUAUUCUGCAUACUUACUGAAUUCAUUUGUUUUUUUCUUUUAAACUAAAGAAUUUAAGGUAAAUCUGACCAGUUUUCUCAGUUAUUUCUAUUUACUAUAGUAUAUAUGUUAAGUCAUGGAACUUCUUGUAAAGUGCUGUUUUAUUUGUAAGUGUUUCAAUCAAACAAACCUUCAUCUGUCUUUGUCAUUGUCAUCAAGCGGUCUUAGUUGAUUAAGCAUCAUACUGAUUUUUUUUUUUACACAUACAAACUGUCCUUUUUAGCAUUGACUGUAUUUAUCCUGCUAAGUGUUAAUGAUGGUUAUUUUAAAAUGGUAUAUCUUCAUGCUUUUAAAAGCCUACUGUUUUUUGUUUGAUAUUUCUUGCCUUGUUUACCCACUGUCUUUAUCUCAGUUAUUUUCAAUGCCAUUAUUAUAAAGGAAAGACUGUUUAGAUUUAAAUUACUACAGAUCUGAAAGAUAUUUGAAAUAAGAAGUUAGGUGUUAAGCACAACAAUAUUGCAGGUAUUAUGUUAUACAAUAGAUACUGCAUAAUAAACAACAUUAUGAUUUGAAAGUAUUAUGUCACAAGUAAGUCUGUAAGUGAAAUGCACUCUGAAUGUCUAUUUGUAACUGCUGGUGCAAUAAGAAAAAAAAUUGUAUGUUCUUAAAAGGAAAAAAAAAAACUCAUUUACAAAUCCA